This is a messenger RNA of Coregonus sp. 'balchen', 10658 nucleotides long. The record is from the annotation of a GenBank genome assembly. NCBI's taxonomy places the organism in Eukaryota, Metazoa, Chordata, Actinopteri, Salmoniformes, Salmonidae.
AUGGUCUUGGGGACAGAGGACAGUGUGAUGGUGGGGAUGACAGGAGACGGUGUGACGGUCUUCACUGGAGCGCGUGCUUUGGCAGUGCUCUUCUCUAGAGCAUCUCUUAUGGCAUUACUGUUGGGGACAGGAGACAGUGUGACACUGCUGAAGACAGGAGACGGUGUGACACUGCUCAAGACAGGAGACGGUGUGACACUGCUCAAGACGGGAGACGGUGUGACACUGCUCAAGACAGGAGACUGUGUGACACUGCUCAAGACAGGAGACGGUGUGACACUGCUGGGGACAGAAGACACUGUUACGGUGCUGGGGAGAGGAGACGGUGUGACGGUAGGGACAGGGGAUGGUGUGAUUGUGAAGUUCUUGGGGACAGGGGACAGCGUGGUAUCCAGCCUCAGGUUGGCAGGGCCAGCUCUUGAGUGAGGUCUGUAGGACGGGAGGACUGGCUUCUCCUCCGGAGCGUCUACCUCUAAAUCCUGCUUCAACUCAGCUUGCUGGGGAAACAGGAAAGAACAGUCAGUGUCUGAUUCAUUCGUACCAUUUGAUUUGCAUAUUCAGCAACAGUUCUUCUACCUGAAUCAAAUGUCUUUAGGUUACUGAGAGGUUUGACGGAAUGCUUUCAUAUACAGUAAGUGUUGGACAACAUCACACAAAAUAGAUUUAAUUGAGAAUCUCGGUCUCUCAGACCAAUCAUAUUUAAUAAUAGGGUGGGGUUGUGCAUUGGGACUUUGACAUGGGUUGGCAGAGACGUGCAGUGGUAUGUUUGGGAGGAGGCUUGUGUAAGGAUGCAUGAACGGAGUGAUAGAGAGUUUUCUCCUGUGGUUCGGCUUGGCUGCGUGCAGUAGGAGAAGAGAAGAGAGGAAAGGAGAUCUCCCCUGCGCAAACCUCAGGAGACAAUCCCACAAUCCCAUCCAUCUGUGACUGACACCCUCCCUGUCUCUGGCGUUUUAAUUCCCUGAUCAACCAUCUGCUCCAGAGGAGCCCAGAAACCCAACCAAGCUCCAGUGAUUCAGCUCCUCUUACACACACACACACACACACACACACACACACACACACACGACGAAACACCCUUCAUUCCACUUCACCCCACCCCAACCCAGUCCCAUUGCAGCAUGUGGUAGAGAGCGAUGACAUACAUACUGGGGGACUGCUACAGUUCAGCUGCUCCCCCAGAAAGACGGAGAGAGAGGUAUGAGGGGUGAGGCGGCCAGGAGCGGCUGGAACAGAGAGAGAGAGAGAGAGAGAGAGAGACAGCUGGGAGAAAGAGGAUCUGGAGAGAGCUGAGAGUGAAGGGACAGCUGGCCUAACCUCCGCACCCUGGAAUGAGGGAAAGAGAGAAAAAGAGAGGGUGAUAGGGAAAGAGAGAGAAAAAGGGUGUGGGUGUCCAGAAGAGUCACAGACGUGAUCAAGACAUAUUUAGGAGAGCUGUAGGGUGGAUUAGUGAGAUGCAAACCACACUUAGCCAGGAUAUUUGAACACGUUUUUCAAAUUCUAACCAUCUAUGUCUGUAUCAUAGCUAUUCGUGCUGAAACCUGCCCCUGCUAGCACCACUGAGAGAAUGACUCAUUUGUUGCUUUCUCAACCCCAUACCUAGGCCAGGAAUACUAUGAGACUAAUGUUGUGCUUUCCUGUCUUUGUUUAAAUUACACUUGAUUACAUGUAUUAAUAGUCGUUUUAUUCAGUAUUAAUACUGUUACAUUGCUGCAUACCUACCUUUAUCAAAGCAUAAACAAAACAAAUGUCCUCAUAGUGUACAUAACAAACCCUUAUGUACAGAACCCAAACUCACAAAUGUGUUCAUAUAGUACUUACUUUUUCCAGUGCUGCAGGUGGCUGCUGCUCACUCACUGACACCUGUGGGUUGAACACACAAACACAGGCAUUACUGGGUAACUAAUAACUCCUGAGCAGACAGACAAAGCACUGAUAUGUGCAGUAUAUAAACAUACCUGUAGAGGGGGCAAUGUCCUCACUUCCUCACUGUUCUCCUGUUGGAAUAGCAGGAACAUGUCAGCUGGUAUGACAGAUUUAAACACACUUGACUUUCUCUGACUGGAACCUGUUAUGGGUGUCCAACAAAUGUAUAAAGUAUUCCUACUUACAGUGUAAGCACACUGAAGACCGGCACAAGGCCUAUUUAGAUUCAUUUCUUUGUGCUUAUUCGGACUAUUCUAUAAACAUUUCUGAUGUUCUGUUUGCGGUACCCGCCGUGGGUGCCUGGGAUGGGCACUGGUAUGCUCUACAGGCGAAACAGAGUGUCCACCAUGGCCUGCGCUCACAAUGUGCAAAGGGUUGCCAUGCCAACGCUGCAAAUCUUCUCCCUCUUUUUAAGAUAGCGUGAAAACGGAGGUAACCUCUCCCAGCACACACACACACACACACACAAUACAUGUGACACAAGCACGCUUCUCAAUUUCAUGGUUUGGUUCAAAUUUCUAGGGUCAAACCAAAUAUGCAGGGUUUACUAUAACACAUAAUAAACAAUACAUAAUAAUCACUCCCCCUCCUACACACUUCAUUAAAAUACUUAAUUUACACAUAUAGAUUUACGCAAACACACAGGGGUGGCACAUACACACACACUAAGGACUCACCGCACAGGAGGUUGGUGGCACCUUAAAUCGGGGAGAACGGGCUCGUGGUAAUGACUGGAGCGGAAUAGUAUCAAAUACAUCACACACAUGGUUUCCAGGUGUUUGAUGCCAUUCCAUAUACUCCAUUCCGGCCAUUAUUAUGAGCCGUCCUCCCCUCAGCAGCCUCCGUUGACUCACAGAUAGCGGAAAACACACAUGCAAUAGGGAGGAGAUAAUGACAGGGCCUGUACAAAACAAAGUGGAAGACAGGAUGGAGAGAGGGAAGGGAGGGAUGGAGGAGGAUGUGGUUGAAAGAGAAGAGGGAGAGAGGUCUUUUGCGAGUGUUGGAGGUAACAAUGGGGAGGAGAAGAGAGGGGGAUGAGUGAGGGAAGAGUCAGGAGAGGGAGAGAUAGAAGGGGUGAUUUAUUUGGCUGCUGAGCGAUGACUCUCCCUCGUCUCACUGGCCCUCAGCUGUGUCCGAGAUUAAUGACAGCAACAGGAAGGUCACACACACACACACACACACACACACACACACACACACACACACUCUCACCUUUAAAUUGAGUUGUAUCCCUGGCUGUGUUUUGGGAAGCAGGUUCUCUCUCCCAGUUCUGAUAGAUUCUGAGGCUGUUCUGUUUAUCAGGUUGCUCUUUAGGGGGGUUGUCUGGUGUCUGCAGAUGGACAGACAGGACCAGACAGGAAAAUCAAAACAGGGAUAAUAGAAAAUGUCAAACACAAAAACCAACCACUCACUCAAUUUGAUACCACUAUCACAACUCCACAGAACUGCAGGUAAAAUCACUGCUGGUAUUGCGGAGGUGUCCGUACCGUGUGUUAUUGUGCAGGCUUGGUGGUGCUUUCCUCUCCACAGGCCCUGAGCAGAUGAGUUUAGAGUUCUUCAGCUCAUCCAUCUCUCCAAUCACCAUGACCGCAACAUCUCCAUCCCUGCCCAGCAACCAGCUCACAUUCUUACUGUUGGCUACAGGGGACACACAAACACACACUGGAGUUAUAUUAUUGGACGCAACAGAGAAAGAGACAUUCUUACCAAAUGAGCAAAACCAAGAUUUUUAAUAUUUAUGUUUCUGUGGUAAACAGACAAUGAUGGGCUCCAUAUAUGGACAGCAGUGGAACAGAUGGAAAAAGAAGAGAAAAGCCACCACAUCAUUGAAUAAUAUGACGUGACUACACUGAGUUAAGGCUGAGAAAUGUUCCUUCUUGGAGAAAAAAAAACAGCACACACACACACACACACACACCGGAUCAGUAGAGGAUCAGUAGAGGCACUUAUCCAGCCUACUUGCUUGUAAAUAUCCUUUGCUAUUCUGAUGUUGUUUUUAAAUAUGUAUGUAUUGUGAUUGCUACAAAACGAAUUGCCUCAUUGAGGACAUUCAACUUUUCUGAAUCGUGAGGGUUUGGGUUGAAAAGAAGGAGAGGCACUCCUCCAGAGCAGAUUACCAGCGAACUGGUUCUGCCAGCCUGUCCUGCGGCAAAUACAGGGCAUUCCACCGGGGAAAACCACGAUGACAUGCCCUGGACUCAGCCCAGGCAAGUCAAAACAUACUAGCUAGGCAAACACACCGUAGGCAAACAGACAAUUCUCUCAACAUGCAAGACACUAACUAGAGCUGACAAUGUGGGACUUGGGAUGUGUGACUUCACACUUGUCAAAUUGGCGCUCUGGACUCUCGGAACCCUGUCCCAAUACUCCUUCAUGCCUUGACUCACAUCCCACCCCCUCUGUUCUGAGACCCUCAUAAACCCCGGGCCGAAGUCAUGUUCCCCUCCAGUUUGUAACGCAAACAGUGCCAUUUCUGAUUUAGUACGUACUAUAUUCCUGAAAUCUGCAUAUCUGUGGAGCGUUCAGGGAUAGGUUGGACUAGUUACUGUGGCAAUAAGACGCCCCGCCCUGCACUUCAGUCUAUCAUCUGCCACUAGCAAACGUCACCAGUCUGCCACGUUCUGUGCUCAAAGCUCAGACACAAACCAAAAAUGGACCUAACCACAUACAGGAACACAUACAAUGGGUACUUACACGCCAAGACGUAGUGCAAAACUGUCAUACACAGCACUAGUCAUGUAGCCUAAAUGCUACAUAUUAUACAGAUGUACACAUACUACAUGUACACGCUACACUAUGUAGUUACACAAACAUUCAACACAUUAACUACAGUAUAUACACCCCAAACUAAAUGACAUAAACAUAACUGAACAGAAGAAAAACACAAAACCUUUUCUACCGUGUGCACUAAGACAUGGUCAAAGCCAUUUCAUUGAGCUGUCUCUUUUUGUUCUCCACCAUGUCCUGCGCGCUUCCUGCUUUGUUCGCAGUUCAUAUUUGGAAGGAAUGGGCCAGUGGGCCUGGAGUCACUUCCUGCUUUGCACAGACACCUGGGUCCUGUGCUUGUAACAGACCACCAUUUCCUCUGCUUCACAUCAAGAACCACCAAACUAGGUCUGCAACAGUCUCCAAACACUUCAUGUUUCAACGUGAACUGUGACUAUGAGAUGUGCUAUAAAAGGGUCUCUAACCCUAUAGUCCAGUGUGGUGUGUGUAACACUGCAGUGUGUAUUGGGGUGUGUGUGUAACACUGCAGUGUCUAUCGGGGGGCCAUUGACUUGUAGGAACAGCUGCCCUGGUCGUUAGCAGAGAGAGGCCACUGUUCUCCCUCCUCCCUGUCUGACAUUCAGUUGGUUGAUAAUCAGUGCUUUGUUGUCAACGGCAGCCAAGAAAAGACUUCCUCCUGAUCUGACACACACGUCAGGCAGAAUCAAUGCACAAACUGACAUGUGCUACAGUGACCUACAGCCAGCCAUCACAGAGACUCGUUUUCAUCCACUGUUGCAAAUCUCUCUCGACCAAACUUCUCAAUUAGAAGCUCUGGGGUUUGUCUUGUGAUCUCAGAUUCUUUCAGUGGAAUGCCAAGGGAAAGUACAUUGUGAACCAAGUCAUUACGACACAGAUUUCUCAUACAGGGACUGGCGACCAACAGAAAGAAAAUGCAGACAGGCAAGAUUCUGCAGUACACCAAACCAGUUUCAGGAUAGAAUUACAGCCUGCAUUUUCUCUGUUUGUAGUUAUGUAUGUAAUGAGCCUUCUACUCUAGCUGAUAUACACAAUACAAGAAAACAUGAUCCCCUCUCUAACAUACAGUAGAAGAUAUACUCUGUGAAACUGCCACUAGUUCUGUCUAUCGCAUGUUCCUAUUUGAAUCUGUUAUCUGUUUUUCCGACACACGCACACACAUUCCAGACACCUCUCCCUCGCACACACUAGUCCUUCACUGGGGACAAGAUGAUCUAAAGCAGGGCAUUGUACACACACACACGCACGGAAAAGCAGCCAGACAUAUUAUGAUUAGACAUUCUUUUCUAUUGUUGUUGAGUGCAUCAGAUUCAGUAUGACGCCUGUUUGUUGUGUGUGUCUAGUGGGUGGACAGCUUCGUCUCAGAUGGGCUGUGUUCACUGAUAAUGCCCCUUUAAAAACGAUUGAUUAGUGAACCAACAAUUCAAUCAACUAAGGGUGAAUCAGCUGUAAGUAUGUAAUUUCCUCAAAUGAGAUAGCAGUGUCACAUCCUGAUCUGGCAGUAGGCCUACUCUCCCAGACAUAGUUGUUAUUGGAAGUGACUAGAAACCCGAGUUGAAGACCUAUUUCUCUCACCCCAGUGAUGCUACAUGAGGCCGGCUACUUCCACAUACCCUCCAGUGUUCCUAUUGUGAUGGUAAAUGGUACAACUGGUGAGAAACUGCAGGUAGUGAUUUAACAGAAGACUUUUCAGCCAUUACCUCCUCUCAGGCUGGCUGACACUCAUAAUAUAAACAGAUAAUGCCAUCUCAUUGAAACAAAGUGCAUAACCUACUUGCAGGCAGACACAGACCCACAUACAGAGGGCCUGCCAACAUGCAGCAGUUGAUACUGAAACAUUGGCAGUAGCCUCAAGCACCUCACAGGAUGUUUCUCAGAGGUAAGCCACAUGCUUGCAGCUCAACUUCACAAGGCAGCUCCAUAUUAGUUAAUCCACAGCAACAACAAAAAAAACACACCAACAUAUCUGUGACUUGCCUGAUGUAUCUGGCUUUAGGAAGACCAGAUGGGUAGGUUUCAAUGAAACGUGUUUGUAGGCUUAUUUCAUAAGCAGGUAAUUAUACUUUUUUGCACAAAUGUUACACAGCCUCCUGUCACACAGGAAGAUGUAGCAGGAGAGGUAAGGAGGGGUGAGGUUAGUACCUGUACUUGGCUUUGGUCUGCGUUCUUCUUUCUCCUCACGUUCCUUCCAACGCCGCACCUGCUCCUGUCUCAUCUUCAGGAACAAGGUCUUCUUCUGGUCCUCGUUCAGGGCCUCCAGCACAUCAGGGUCGAUGUACAUGUCCUUUAGUAUCUGCUGCAGCAUGGUGGUGGUGGGCUGGAGGUGGAGGGGUAAGGAGAUAUGAGCUGUUCCAGCAGGUCGCCCAGUCUAGCAGGGCGUGGAUGGGUACUGUCCUGACUCUUUGGGUCCACAGUUUUCUGAAGAUGUGUUGGUUUCUAAACAAGCUUCAUGAGGCGAAGAAGAAGAAGAUCGAGGCUCCUCUGUCACAUACACCAGCUGUAGACAGCUUCCUCUGACGUCCUCGGCACUGACACUCCCUCCACACACACACACACACACACACACACACACACACCCGUCCUCAUCAGGCAGCCAUGGCUGGGUGAAUCUGCAUCAGGGAAAAUGACACAUCACAACCUCUGUCUGCACUGUAGAUGAUUGGCACUCCCUACUGUAUGCUAAUCCUGCUGCUGUUAAGUGCUCCUAGCCACUUGUUCUUCCUUGUCUUUAGAUGUAUUUUCUUACUUUUCCCUUUGUCUCUUCUCCUCUUAAGAUGUAACUGCUUAUUGCCUUCUUUUUAAAUUCAUAGUAAUCUCAGCAAUCUCCUUUCCCUCCUUCGGGAGAGUGAAAGAGUUCAAACUGGUUUCCUCACUCAAGCCAUGUCAGGGCUCUGAGAGUCUGUCUGGCCCUGGAUGGGAGGAGAUUCCAAAGGAAUGGGGCAUUUUUUCUGCCGUCAGUAACCCCCCCCCCCCCCCCACACACAUCCCUUUCCAACCGCCCUUCUUUUUUUUUGUUUUACUCCCAUGAGACGGCUGCUCCAUUUUAACAUGGUCGUUGUUGUGCCGUAACCGAACUACAGGGUCAUAUCCCAGGACAGCAUGAGUAGAAUGCUUCUCUAGCAGAGGGGCUGAAAGGACUUCACUAGGCAUGGUGGUAAUAUUAACAAUGGAAACAGCACAAUCAACACAUGGUGGGAGACAAAGGUAGCCUGAGACUGAGAACAGAUUGGUUUAAACUCAACAUUUAGUGGAAAAGAAUACAAAAGAAGAGGAGAAGCGAGUGAGUCAGUGAUAGAGAAUUCAGCAGAAUGUGUGAGAGAAAGGAUGUGUUGUUUAAGGAGGAUGUACUCACAGUGGGGUUCAGACGCUCCACGGCAGAGUAACUACUCGGGAGAGUGAGUGUGCUUGUGUGUCCUCCUCCUUGCCUUUGUGUAUGACUGAGCUGAUGACAUCACAGCAUUCCAUGAACUGUCUCUCACUCUAUCUCCUGCUCUGUAAGACACACACACACACACAAAAUAAUUAUAUUGGUGGGGGGGGGGGAAACUGUCAGGAAACAGAGCUCAGCCAACCUAGCUGUAAAAGAAGUAACAGCAUCCUGUUGAACAGAGAGAGAGAGAGAUCAAAACCAGCUGCUGUUAGAAAACCAUGUUUCUAUUGCCUGGAUUGUGCAAUUGGAUUGCAAUUCUAAAAAUGUUGUUUAUCUAACAAUCCAAUUGCACAUUGUGAUUUUACUUGUCACAUUUCUCCUCUGCAAACUGGCUCCUCUUCUCCUCUUUUCCAAAAGCUCUACCACUCCACCUCCCCUAACUCCAUAGCUCCUCCCCCUGUAGAACUCUAGUCCUCUUCAUCCCGUAUAAACUCUCUAUCGCUUUCUCAAAACCAAGCUAACCAACGAAAAACACUAACAUAUAGAAAAAGAUAAGUCUACAAUUGUCUUCAGAGAUGCAAAUAUCUAUCUUACACAAUGCCCCACUUCCAAGUUUCAAAUUCAAGUGAAUAGCACUCUCUGGUGGUCAAACACUUUGGCUUGUAAAUUAAGCAUUUUUUUUCUACCAAAACGUCUUAAUCCGUAGCUGCAAUUGGUCUCAUCAGAUGAGUAAAAUUAUAUGGAUAGGUUUAAGGUAAAAAUUAUUCGAUUUCGAAAACAAUUAUGAUACAUUUAAAUACAAACAAUGGACAAUACCCCUCCCCCCCAAAAAAAAUUAAUAAAAAAUAAAAUAAAUAAAUAAAACUAUGGACAAUUGUCCAGUAGGCUUAAAGUCUACUGUACGCAGUAAAGCAUUCCUGCUUUGAUGGAAAACUGAUAGUAAGACCUGUUGUUUCCCAUAUACUGAAGUCAUUGGUCGCGUUACCCUUCUCAGACGUUGCACACAUCAAACAAUGGUUGCGGACUGCGUCAGCGACUGACUAACGGCUGAAACUAGAUCCCCUACAUACUGGUUUUGACGAGAAUAAAAAAAAAUCCAGUAAAUGUGGAGGAGGAGUUAAAAUGGAGCUUCGCCUUGUAAAAGUCCAAAAGCGGAAGUCUGUCACAGGCUCUCUUAACAUUUGCCCUGAAAACCGGACCAUCUGGUUGUUGGGGACUUGGCAGAGGCUAUCGACCGACAGAUUGCUAUAACGUGUGAUUAGCUGAUACGUAAAAUACCUAUCCAGGCGUUGUAAGAUCUGGCAGGCACCAGCCUGGGCAGAGGAAGGCGCCCAGUGUCUUUCUGGAAGCAUCACUCCUCAAAGUCCAUCACAUCACAACAUAUUGCUUUAACCAAUUGCACCAUCUGCUGGUUGUAGCCUAUUUGAAACGACUACAGGGAUGAUGGUUUUCAGGACGUCAAAAUCAGAUUAGAGCUUGUUUAAAAUGUAAAUGUUUUCAGGAUCCCGGUUUAAUGCAACCACUCACGCCGCCAUCUUGUCCCGCCCCUCAAUGGUUUCCAGGUGUAGUUUGAUGAUGAGGAUGCUAACUUCUGCCUUGUUCAAGACAACUGGGAACUUGGAAAUCUCUGAGAUCUGACUUCAGUGCGUUCAAGACAACUGGGAACUAGGGAAAAAACGAGCCCUGACUGGGAAAAAUAGUUUUGAAUGGUCAUCCAACUCGGAAUUCCAAGUCGUAAACUGGGGGAUCAAUCUGUGCCACCUUCACAUCAUGUCAGGGUGAUCGGAGGAAAGAUUUGUUAACUUCGGAGGAACUACUUGGAGCAUUCAUGUCCUCAGAAGGAACGCAAGAACCAUUCUCACCAUUGACAGACGAAACCGCGGCCAUGUUUGUGGCCAUUUUCAGUGGUGUGUGACGUCAGAGUUCAGCAUGUGGGAAAUAUCUGAGUAGCGGAAUCCCCCCCCCCGGGGGGGGGGGCCCAUGCGCCUGUCAUCUCACACCUAGCCUAUGUUAAUCAUUUUUUUUAAAUGGACAGUAACCUUCCUUUUUAAUUUCCACGUGUAGCAAGCGAAGUGUUUGUUGUCCAAUCUACAUGGUAGUAGAUCAGUAAGACAGACAAUAUUUCUCAGCGGCGUCGGCGGAAGCCCUCUUAGGCCUCCUCACCUAAUUGUCUAUUAAGUUAAAAAAAAAAGUUUGGUUAAUCAGGUAGGACUCGGCUGGAGAGUGCGUGCGUUGUUCAAGAUGGAUAAAAAAAAAAGGCAAGACCAAGUGCUGCACAACAACGCCGCAAAAAUCGGAUAAAUCUUGUGCCAAAUUACCGAAGAUAACCACAUCAGCAAAGCUACCACCUCCUUCGACUAACGAAACACCAUGGCAGGUGGAAGCGAGCAGGCCUACUUAUGCAGCAACUAGUACUAGCAGCCUCCCAGUCCCGACAGAGACCUCACUUCCUGGGCCCGGCAAUGACAGUGGCCUUACUCCUCUUCAACCUCCCCUCCAGAACAGUGACAGUUCCUCUAGUGAGAGUGCCGGCCCUCCUUCUCCUCCUCAUCUCCCAGAAAACCAAGCUGAUGACUGCCAGAGACCCAGUGGCGCUCAUGAGAUCGACCCCCUUUUGUGA